Messenger RNA from Daphnia pulex (common water flea), 1843 nucleotides. RefSeq names its product F-box/LRR-repeat protein 21-like. The record is from RefSeq and is a predicted model, not a curated record. Lineage: Eukaryota; Metazoa; Arthropoda; Branchiopoda; Diplostraca; Daphniidae. Gene Ontology annotation, molecular function: protein binding. The coding region runs from base 189 to 1661 and encodes 490 amino acids. The transcript has 6 exons.
GUUUUAGUUACCCCCCAAGUUUAUAGAUGGCACGGAGCUUUUAUACAAGAAAAACAAACAAGAUUUGUUUACACACCAAAACAUAAAGUCACUUUUUGCACUCGACUCAAGGUUUAUCUUGUGGUGAAAUAAUUCGAAUUAAUCCGUAAAUUACUAAAUUAGCCAACCCAGUACUAUCUCCAGCUAUUAUGGUUGGUGCAGUCUGGAAGCAGGAUAAUCGCGGCAAAGGUAUAUAUGUUGAUCAUGAAACAGCUGCAAGUGAGGAAGAAAAUGAGGACAACUAUGUGGAAGAUGAAAGUUUGGGCAAUUGGGCAGAUUUGCCUGAUUUGGUCAUUGAAAGAAUCUUUUCAUAUCUGAGUAAUGAAAAGCGUUAUUAUGGAUCUCUGGUGUGCAGAAGAUGGUAUCAGGCAUUUCAUCUGCCAUAUGUCUGGUCCACUUUUGUGCUAGAAGAUCGUGUUUUAUCAAGAAGACGGUUUAACUACCAUUUAGGCUGGCAAUAUACUUUAGACCACUACAGAGCUCAAAUAUUUUUGUACAAAACAGCCAAAAAUAUUCGAACCCUUAUUUUUGCUCCCAUGUUGAAUUUCUUUAAUCUCUUUGAGGUCAUGAAUAUGCUCUCCCAAUUCAGUGAAAGGUACCCAGGUUCCCUUGACAACAUCCAUACACUCAAGUUUACUUUCAACUGUGAUAUGGCGUUUCGGACGGAAAACGCCAUUUACGGUACUGGUGGUCAGCUCUUGCAAGCACUUAAAAAUCUUAUGUCUUUUCUACCUGGCCUCACGAGCUUGGAAUUGACCAAUCUGCUGUUGGACAGUUCGGAAGCUCUCUAUCUCUUGGACGAUGUCUGUUACACUAGAUGCCUCAAUCUCCAUUCACUGACACUUAUCAAUUGCACCAAAGUUCCUUGUCGUCUUCUUCACCCAGGCGCCUUCCUUCGACUGCAUUCUCUCCGAAUCAGUCCGCAAACAUUAAGCUCCGAUUUGCUUUGGCUCAUAAGCUCUACAAAAUUGAAACACUUACACAUCAUUCAGAACGCCUACACUGAAUCUUGCUACAGCAUCGAACCUAAAGCCUGGAGCGAUUUGAAUCGAAAGAAUCCGGCAAUAAGAGUCCACUUGAAAUCAAUGGGGAAAACUAAAAGAGAAAUUGUCUGGCAGGAACGUGCCCCAGUAUCAUCCGUAUUGUACAAUUCCCGUUAUUCUAAGGUGUCCAUGUCAAGUAUUCUGACCAUCGUUGAUCUCUACCGCGAUCGACUGAAAGUUUAUGGUCACCUGGGGCUUCCUCGAUUCCAUACGUCCAACAGCUUCCAGAAUCGGAUCGACAUGUCCUUGAUCACUCUUGUUCGGGAAUGUCCAAAUCUUAACACACUGGUAAUCCGCGAGAGGAUUUCAACUGCGACAUUGAUCCUGUUGGUCAGCUCAGCCAAUUGUCAACGCUUGCAUCGUCUUUACCUUCGCCGUAACGCCUUGCUACUCCGCGCCGACUGGCCUCGUAGCCUCGAGUGGACCGAGGACUAUUUCACCUGGUUAAAGACCACGUCAAGGAGCUACGAGUCUACACAGGUAGAAGUAUCUCAAAAGCUCAAACAACCUGAUUGGCAAGCCUUGAGCGAUCAACAGUUCAAAAUUUUGAAGGUUAAUGUCGAAAUUGAUUCUAUUUAACCCCUUCCCCCUUGAGUUGGGUUUCCUCAGUGUUUUUAGAUGCCAUACCUACCACAUAACCUUUAAUACGCACACAGACAAAAGAAAAACAAUUCUUGAGCUCAAGCCAAUAUUUUCCCCCGUGUAAUAAAGAUGUCAAAUACAUCGAAUAUCCACCUAGAUCUAGAAUUGGGUGAAAACAA